Racocetra persica is the source of this 446-nucleotide messenger RNA. The record is from the annotation of a GenBank genome assembly. Lineage: Eukaryota; Fungi; Glomeromycota; Glomeromycetes; Diversisporales; Gigasporaceae.
GUAUUUGGAAAUUAGAACAUAUAAAGCUGUUGUCCUAUACACCUCACUCGCCUUUAUUGUGCUUACUUUAAUUGGGCAUGCAAUUGCUGGAGAUCCUUAUGCUCUUCCAAACAAGACUUAUCCAAUUAAUCCAAGUCAUUUCGACGAUGUACUAGUCAAUUUUUAUAUUUUUGCCGCAUAUAACGAAACACUAGAUCCGAAGAUCUCACAUGUCAAUCCUAUUUAUGUAUUUCUUCAAAAUCCUGACGAUAAUAUGGAUAAUAUUAUGCAGCCAAGCAUUAUCGAUUUGAUUCCUGGUGAUGAUGGAUACUCUGAUCUUAAAAGAAUAAACAUAGUUACUGGAUUAACGAAGAGAUCUGGCAAUAUAACUUCAUACGAUGAUUUGAAAAAACUUGGUAACAGUGUACGCAUUUUCCAAUCUGAUAUUUAUUACAAUCUUCCAGUUG